Messenger RNA from Gongylonema pulchrum, 192 nucleotides. Lineage: Eukaryota; Metazoa; Nematoda; Chromadorea; Rhabditida; Gongylonematidae. The record is from the annotation of a GenBank genome assembly.
AUGUCCAAGCACAUGAAUGAAGAUGGAAAUGUACGUGUUGAUGAAUUCAAAUGCAUCUAUAUUGCACCGAUGAAAUCGUUGGUUCAAGAAAUGGUCGGCAAUUUCACCAAACGUCUAGCUCCGUACAAUAUAGCGGUUGGAGAAAUGACAGGCGACCAACAAAUGAACAAAGAGCAAUUCAUGCAAACACAG